Molecule: messenger RNA, 654 nt
Organism: Spodoptera littoralis (African cotton leafworm)
Lineage: Eukaryota; Metazoa; Arthropoda; Insecta; Lepidoptera; Noctuidae
Source: the annotation of a GenBank genome assembly
AUGGGUGUCAAACUGUACGCUAUGGACUUCAGUCCACCGUCACGAGCUUGUAUGAUGGCAUGUGAGAUCUUUGGCGUACCAUUUGAGAAGAUCCCAGUCAAUCUAUUUAACAAUGAACAUCUCACUCCAGAGUUCUUAGAGAAAAACCCUCUCCACACAAUCCCUGUAUUAGAAGAUGGUGACUUAAUAUUAUACGAUAGCCACGCGAUACUGGCCUACUUAGCUGACACCUAUGCAAAAGAUGAGUCUUGGUAUCCAAAAGACGUCAAAAAACGAGCUCUAGUUAGCCAAAAACUGUUCUUCAAUGUAGCUAUUAUAUUUCGUAGAUUACGAAUCAUAUCAUAUUAUGUAAUACAGAAAGGAAGAAAGACUUUAGAACAAGAUUGGUUGGAUGAUAUUGUUGAAGCCUAUGGAUUUCUGGAAGCAUUUUUAUCCAAAACGAAAUACAUCGCUGCAGAUCACAUCACGAUUGCUGAUUUAGCAAUUUUGAGCUUUCUAACUACUCUCGAAUAUAUUCUACCUGUUGAUGCUAAAAAGUAUCCUAAAACGUCUGCCUGGUUAGAAGAUUUCAAAGCGAAGCCAUAUGCUAAGAAAUAUAAUGAAGAAGGUGCCAAGAUCCUGUUCAAUUAUAUUAAUGACCAUUUAACUUCAUAA